UUUAUUUUGAAGUAUUUAUAUAAUUUUAAGUGAGUUUUGGCUGCAUGACCUCAAAUUAGACAGUUGUUUAGUAUUGCUGUUUGUAUUAUGAUAUAAAGGAUGAGGACCUUGUUUGAUGUCUUAGUUGUGUUGUAUUUCAUUGUCAUGGCUAUUUCAAUUUCUUGAUGUUGUAUUCUUAGUAGAAUGUCGUGAAGUCUGCUGGCUCCCAAUUUGAUGUUAACCAGCUUGCCGUUCUUUUGCUUGGAAGAAGAAUUUGGACAAGGGAUAAAAAAAUGCAUAUGAUCAGAAACGUUUUAAAAGUAUAAACUUAUGUUUAUGUAAAGAUAAUUAACUAAAAUUGUUAUGAUAGCUAAUAUUUUCAUUCACUGUGUAUUGGUGAGAUUUACUGUCAGUAUUGUGCAGUUUGACUUUUUUUUUUUUUUUACAUAAAGUAUUUGAUGCCCUUCUUAUUUCCUAUAAAUAUGUAAAUUUAAAAUUUACUGUAGAAAUUUAUAAUGCCAUAUAAGCAUCUGAUUGAUCGAAGGGGGGGGAACUGAUAUGUUUGAUUCACCAAAGUAUGAAAUGGAUUUUGGAAACAUUGCAUUUCAACAUUUUCGACUUUUUCCUCGUUCACUGGGCGAAAUAGUAUCAAAGUAUAAUGUACAAGAACUGCACUUUAGUUUAACUCAAGGUCUUUGGCGAUAUGAGAAAUGGGGUUAUCCUGCAAGAAGUGGUCCUCCAGGAGCUGAACUUUGGGCAGUAUUCAAAGGAAAUGUGUCUGAGGUUUCUUCAAAUUGGCAAAAAUUAACAAAUAUUCUCUCAGGACAAUUCUGUGCUUCAUUGAAUUUCAUUGAUGAUACUAAUACUGUCAUACCUAAGCUUUCUUAUAGGCCUGAAGGAGUAAUGCCUUCAGAUCAACUUUUUAAUACAAGCUUUAUCAGAUACUCUGCUUUGCCUCCGGAAAUUGUUUGCACAGAAAAUCUUACUCCAUUUCGCAAGUUACUGCCGUGUGGUGCUGUGGCUGGACUGUCUACACUAUUGAAUGCUUUGAAUAUUUUCAAUGCAAACUUUGUGUCCCUUGCUGUUGAUGUGCGGACAAACUGUAAGGAAGAAACCUGUUCAAAUGCUGCUUUGGAACUUGUUCAGUCUGUUUCUGUUGUAUUUGAUCCACCAAUUGUUCAGCUUGGAAAACAAGAUUGGUCAUUUGUAAAAUUGUUUGGAUCAGUUCUUUCAAAUACGUGUCCUGUUGCUACAAACAGUAAAGUAUUUGUUGACAUUUCUUCUAAUCAGACAGGAGUUCCUUUCGUUUUAAAUACAGAGGUAUCAGAAAUAAUCAGGGAGAAUGUGGAACUUGGACAUGAAUCAUCAUCUAAAGAAGAAACUGUUUUUGCUGUUUACGAUUUAAAAGAAAUCUUUAAACAUUCGAGGCAUGUGAACAUUGGAGCCACAUACAAAGGUGUUCAUAUUUACGGCAUGGUAUUUCCUCCAGUUCUCUAUGUGGAUCGCAAAAUAUCAGGUUAUGGGCAAGAACAAGGUGGCAUUCGCUGUACUUUCUUCAACAAUCAUGUGAAAGCUCUUAAAAUCAUAUAUUUUGAUACAAUACCAUGGUAUUUAAGAGUAUAUAGUCAUACAUUAACUGUGAAAAAUAAUGAUAAAAGCAUUACACCAGAUUUCUUCCAUUAUCAACCUGCUCAAGAUCGUAAACAUCCACACCAUCUAGAGUUAGUUUUAACUCUUCCACCAAAAUCAAAUACUGAAAUGAGUGUUGAUUUCAAUUUUGCAUUUUUGAAGUGGACCGAAUAUCCUCCUGAUGCAAACCAUGGUUUCUAUGCUGGAUCUGCUAUCAUCAGUACAUUGUUAGACUCAAACAGGAAUAUAUCAGGAUUUCCCAUCAAGAAGUUUAUAAGACAAGGAUCUGGUAGAUUUUUGAGGUUCCACACACAAAUCCUACUUGUUUCUUUACCAACUCCUGAUUUUAGUAUGCCAUAUAAUGUCAUUUGCCUAACUUGCACUGUUGUUGCAUUAGCUUUUGGGCCAAUACAUAAUAUUACCACAAAAAGUUUACUUCCUCUUGAUGAAAAUAAAGAUAAUACUUUAGUGAAAAAAUUAAAAAAUAGAAUUAAAAGGUGGUGGAACUCUAAGGACGAUAAACAGUCUCCAGAUGUUCCCAAAGAGGACUCUAAAAUGUCACAGUAAGAUAUAAAAGAUGAAUUUUUCUGUAAAUGUAUUUGUAAAUAUAACUUUCAUGAAUAAUAAAUUUCUAUUUUUUGCAUAUUC
Molecule: messenger RNA, 2256 nt
Organism: Stegodyphus dumicola
Lineage: Eukaryota; Metazoa; Arthropoda; Arachnida; Araneae; Eresidae
Gene: PIG-T
Product: phosphatidylinositol glycan anchor biosynthesis class T
Biological process (GO): attachment of GPI anchor to protein
Cellular component (GO): GPI-anchor transamidase complex
Source: RefSeq, a predicted model, not a curated record